ACAGACAAACAAGUUCAUUCAACACCUGCUCAAAGAUGGAUCUGCAAAUCUCAGUUUUUCUUCUGUUCGUUCUCAUCAGCGCAGGACACUCUCUCCGCUGUUAUCAGUGUGCUGGUAACUCCUGUACACAGACCACAUGCAGCACUGGAGGUUCCAGCUGCUUCGCUUCAACAGGUUAUAGUGGUAACAUCAAAGCUACAUUUAAAGAUUGUUAUCCCUUAACUAACUGUCCAACCGGGUCCAUCAACCUCGGCAGCAUAAAAACCUCUAUUUACUGUUGUUCCAGCGAUCUCUGUAAUGUGCAAGACUCUGCAGAUCCCAACACUAAUGUCCCCAAUGGACUGAAAUGCUAUUAUUGUGACGGACAGAACUGCUCAAAGACACUGAGCUGUUCAGGAACUGAAGACCGCUGCAUUUCAGAAUCAGGAAAUUUGGGAAACCAGUCAAUGAUGUUCAAAGGUUGCGUCUCCAAUUCUUUUUGCACUGGCGCAGCAUCCAUUUAUGGUGGUACUAACUCCACAUGCUGUACAGGAAACCUGUGCAACAGUGCUAAAAGCAUCACUCAGAGUUUGCCACUCCUCUGCUGUUUUCUGCUCGCCUUCAUCCUGAUGCUCUGAAUACAGAUUCAUCAGUCUGACCUGCUCUACAUAAUAUACGGCUUUGGUUUUCUCUACUGCAUUUGAUCUGGUGUGAUGUGUUUAAAAUGUAUGAUUAAUUGUCUUUUGAUUUAUUACACGUUUGAUAGAUAUAUUAUGACAUUGAAAUGGUCUAUAGACAAUCUAUAAGCAUAGUUAAACACAAUAAAGAAUAAGAUACAACUGAAAUAAA
Molecule: messenger RNA, 828 nt
Organism: Danio aesculapii
Lineage: Eukaryota; Metazoa; Chordata; Actinopteri; Cypriniformes; Danionidae
Product: phospholipase A2 inhibitor and Ly6/PLAUR domain-containing protein-like
Exons: 5
Coding region: 36-617 (193 amino acids)
Source: RefSeq, a predicted model, not a curated record